This is a messenger RNA of Sorghum bicolor (sorghum), 869 nucleotides long. RefSeq lists its product as uncharacterized. The transcript has a single exon. The coding region runs from base 38 to 418 and encodes 126 amino acids. The record is from RefSeq and is a predicted model, not a curated record. Lineage: Eukaryota; Viridiplantae; Streptophyta; Magnoliopsida; Poales; Poaceae.
CGCACGGCCGCACAGGCGCACACCAACAAGCGCAGCGAUGGCGGCCGCCGGGGACGGACAGACACAGACCCAGCCGCAGCAGGAGCCGGAGCCAGUGGCGGGAGCGGCGACUGGAGGCGGCGUGGUCGCGAAGCUGGAGGAGGAGUGGCGGAAGGCGAAGGAGCACGCGCAGACCUACCCAUACGUGUGGAGCUCCUACAUCCUCGUCUACGGCGGCCUCGGCGCCUACCUCGCCUGGCGCUGGCGUAAGCUCCGCCGCACCGAGGACCGCGUCCGCGUUCUUCAGGAUCGCCUCCGCAAGCUCUCCGCGGCCGAGGAAUCGCAGGUCUCCGCCCCCGGCUCCGCUUCCACUGCCUCGACCCCUCCCCGGCCGCAGCAGUCGGCUUCUGGGCCUGGAAAGCCCGCGUCAAGCCCGUGAAGGAGUAAGCUUCUUCUUUUUUUCAGCUUCUUGAGAUGACGGAUUGCAAGUUACAGAGCGAUUUCGGAAUCGUUUGAGCUUGUUGCUGUCCUUGUUACUUAUUUGGUUGGUGAUCUAGUUCAGAAGUAGAGGUGGAGGAUUACAAUACAAAGUGCUGAGACGUAUUCGAAUCAUUUGGGGGAAGCUUACAAUUUUGUAGAUCACGUGUGGUCAUUCCCACAAAGGAUUUGGAUUUACUGUUAAUGUCACCAAAACCCUCUUAGUGACAUCAUAACUUUUGACUCCAUGAUGCUGGUUUGCAGUUUUCUCCAUCCACUUCACUUGUUGUAGUAAUGUAUCACGCCUUAUACUGAUCUCGUCUUAUCUUCUUGAAUUAUCUUCAUUGGAGGAUAUUAUGUGCUGUUAUGUACAAUGGACAAAUGGAUUAUGGAUAUAGAAAGCUUAACCAACA